UCAUUCAAUAUUUAUUUAUAAUUUUCAUUAUUUUUUUCUUUUUCUCGUCAAUUUUGACCCGUCAUCCUCUGAUUCUGCGCCAUCCUUCUUCCUCCCCCUUCCGUCUCUCUCUCUCGAACCCGCACAUGAAUAAAGAGAGGAGUUUUGAAUAAAGUAGAAAAUUGACAAAAACUCAGAAAUUUUCAGGGUUUUUCUGGUGAGCAUUCAUUAUUUAUAGGCGUUAUGGAAGAUAUUGGAGUUGAUAUCAGUUCGGAUAUUGAAGUGGAUGAUAUAAGGUGUGAGAAUAUGGCAGAAAAAGAUGUCAGCGAUGAGGAGAUUGAACCAGAAGAAUUGGAAAGGCGGAUGUGGAAGGACCGAAUUAAGCUUAAGAGGCUCAAAGAGAGGCAGAAGAUAGCAGCACAGCAGGCUGCGGAGAAGCAAAAGUCAAAGCAAACGACUGAUCAAGCUAGGCGGAAGAAGAUGUCUAGAGCUCAAGAUGGGAUUUUGAAGUACAUGUUGAAGCUGAUGGAAGUUUGCCAGGCUCGUGGAUUCGUGUAUGGGAUUAUUCCUGAAAAGGGUAAGCCGGUUAGUGGUGCUUCAGAUAAUAUUAGGGCUUGGUGGAAGGAGAAGGUGAAAUUUGAUAAGAAUGGGCCUGCUGCGAUAGAUAAAUAUGAAGCUGAGUGUCGUGUCAAGGUAGAGGGAGUUGGUAAUCAGAAUGGAAACUCACAAAGCAUUCUGCAAGAUUUGCAGGAUGCAACUCUAGGAUCACUAUUGUCAUCUUUAAUGCAGCAUUGUGACCCACCACAGCGGAAAUAUCCUUUGGAGAAGGGUGUUCCACCGCCUUGGUGGCCAUCAGGAAAUGAGGAAUGGUGGAUAAGAUUAGGGCUACCAAAGGGUCAGAACCCUCCUUAUAAGAAGCCACAUGAUUUGAAGAAGAUGUGGAAAGUUGGUGUUCUUACUGCAGUUAUAAAGCAUAUGUCACCUGAUAUAGCCAAAAUCAGGAGGCUUGUACGACAAUCAAAGUGCUUGCAGGAUAAGAUGACUGCUAAGGAAAGCUUGAUUUGGUUGAAUGUUCUUAGCAGAGAGGAAGCCCUCAUGCAGCAGCCAAGCAGUGAGAAUGGUUCAUCUAGUAUUAGUGAGGCACCUUGGAGAGGUCGUGGUCAAAGAAAGAAACCUUCAGUUAGCAGUGACAGUGACUAUGAUGUAGAUGGCACUGAUGGCACUGAUUGUGUCUCAUCUAAAGAUAACAGGAGAAACCAGCCAUUAGAUGUGGCACCAUUAAAGGUUGUUCCUCAGUCUGUUCAAGAAAAAGAACAAAGAGAGGAGCGGCCUAAAAAAAAGAAACGUACAAGAUCAAACAAUGAAAAUAUGCUGGUUUCACAAUCUGUAAAUGAGCACUGUCACGAUGUGCCAAAAGAUAUGGUGCCUGACAUCAACCACACAGGUGUAGAGUACCCUGGCUACAAGUCAGAAAAUAAUAGAACAACAGCAAUGAGCCCUAUAGAGAAAGAUGCAGAGAGUCAAUCUCAUUUACCUGUAGCUGAACUUAAUCACUUCUCCACUCUUCCAUCUGCCAAUGACAUAGGUGCAGAAAAUACUUUUGCAAGCAACAAGUCCUUACUUCACCAAUCAGCUCAAAAUCUCGAACUUGUACCUUAUGAUUCUGGAUCACAUCAGGAGGCUCAAGAUUUUCAACUACAUAAUAUACCUGAAUUUUCUGAGUUGCAUGAUGGAGUCCCAAAUUCAGGAGUGCACUAUGGACCUCAAGAUCCUAGUUUUCAGAAUAGGCCCCAAAAUGCUCUUUUGCAACAUGGUCCUCAUCCUUUGCAGCAUGAUCCUCAUCCUCAGAGCACUCCUUUACUACCAGGGGUUCAUAAUUCUGGUAUGCCUCAGGCCCAUCAAUAUCAUUUUUACACCCCACAUGUGGAUAUUGGUCUAAAUCGUGAUGGGCAUCAAUCUGUGGUGGCAUUCAACGAAUUCCAGCCUAGGAUAGAGAAUCCUGAAGUUAAUGUACCAAUUAUACAAAGAAUUGGGAAUGAAGCAACAAGUGGAGAUUUUGAUCACUAUUUGAAAGACAGAUUUGAAAAUGAGCAAAAUGCACCUGUUCAGAAUCAUUUCAUACCUCCACUGAAUAGCCUGUCACCUGAUUAUCCUUUCUUAUCAAUGGAUGGUCCACCAUAUGAUGACUACUUGCUUGAUGAUGACUUGAUUGAAUACCUAGCCUCCUAAGCGAGAAACUCUCUUGAUUCUGCUAUUAAAGUAUGACUUUUGGUCUAGAAGUUGGACUUGCUGCGAGUAGUACUGUAUGACUGAGUCUAAAGUAUGUAAGUUAUUAAUGUAGUUUCUCCAACUCAGCCAGAAAUCAUACCCCCAACUCAGAGCCAGAAAUCCUACCCCCAAUGACCACCUCCCCAAUUUCCCCUCUCAAAAAAAACUGUGUAGACUCAUCAAUAUGCACAUUGAAUUGAAUCUUGAAUUUUUUUGGGAUUAAAUUUGUCCCAGUUUGUUAGUUUCCAUUGUUUGACUUUUACAAAAUAUUAAAGGUUUCUUUGUUGAUUUUUGUAUAGUAUGACAAAGAGAGGAAUUAAGCAGCUCAUUGGUAUUAUUCUUGUGAGUUGUGAAUUCUGGGUACUUUUGUAUAGCUAAUUGUUACUUUGAGUUUAAGAUGGACGUUGUACAUUAAGUGGAAUAUGGAAUUUGAAGGGUAUGAAUUUGUUGGAAACUGGAUAUAGAUGGUUAAACUCAUUAUUAGAUGUGCUUGCUUGCUUUGCGGUUCAACACUUGGUGCAUGUUUAGAUGUUCUAAAUGCUCAUAGUUUCCUUAAUCCGAAAAGAAGAAAUCUAGCCAAUAAGGCUAUAUCUGUAAUCCAUAGGCAGGUGCAUUGGAGUGCAGUGUUUGGGUUCUACUGAAUAUGUGCAAUGUUGCUGCUGUUGAAUAGUGAUUCACUUCUUAUGACAAGGGCCUCUUUGACUAUUCAAUAGUUGCUAGGCAUAAAUUAUGCUGCUGUUGUGUAAAAAACAUCCUUGGGUUUGUUAGAAAUCUCCUUAAGCAAGGUGAUUAUCUGGAACUCAAUCAAAGUGAGACAUAUCACAACAUAUCUAUGAUGACCAGUCAUAACUGAUGCUUGAAGAGAUUUAUUUAGUUAUAAUGUUCUGAGAAGAGAUUUUAUCUCACAAAUAUUUUGGUAGGCUUGUAUUUGGCCCGAUUGUUAACAAUACAGUGUUCAUUUAACAUGUAGAUAAUAGGGACCUUUGAAAUGUUCUAUGUCAAGCUGUUCAGUGAAUAGCUUAUCUUUAUUCAUAAACAUGAACUACACAUUAUAGAACAUUUUAUUUGUGAAAUAUUUGUUCCUAUCUAAUGAUUAUUGGUCAUCAAAUUGAACUUAAAGAAUGGAUCAAGGUUUAUUUAUUUAUUAUGUUGGUAAGUUGAUUGAGAUGAGAUUAAUUUAUUUUUUACAAUUCAAGUGGAGCUGGCUGGUGUUCACAGAUAUGAGGUCUUGAUGAGUGUAAUGCUUGUUCAAGCUCUCGCUGAUAUACAACCAGCUAUUAUGAUGUGAUCUAUCUUCAGCUUCUUUGUAACCAACUCAUUGCCAUUUUAAUGUCAAAUAUUUCUUGCAAUAGUUAGUUCUAUAAUAUUUUUGUUUCUUACAUUAUUUAUUUAUUUGUGGUUCUUUUGUUUCUCGGAGCCCUGAUGUAGAAAACUGUCAAUAUUGAGAGAACUUUGCUUUCGAGAAUCUUUUCUGUCUGAGCUAAACUGCUAUACUGGGAUUUUGAUAGAGUGUGGUGCAUGGGUUCAAACAUUGCAUCAUCUUUUCAAAAGUGUGACUGCUAGAAGUCUUAAUGAACAGACACGUCUGUGUGUGUGUGCGCAUGAAUGUCUGUAUAUCAUUGUGUAGCUGUCACCUGGGAUUUUGGGAGCAGCUUCUAGAGCUCACUCCAUGAUAUGUUGGGUAUCAAAGGGGCAUAACCUUAAGUUGCUGGGUGCUUCCAGGCACAGGCAUCCAUUCGCAAUACCUCUGAACCAAACUAGUUCAGUUUAUGCAAACUAGUUCAGUUUAUGCUAUAUUACUGGCCUCAAGAAUGUGUUCAUUGGUAGGCUAGAAAUAUGGGCUUUAUGCUUUUAUGCAAUUUAUUACUUGAUCACCUAACCCCCUGUUGAGCAUUGCUGAUCUAAGAUUCUUGUUUACUGGGUGAGAAUGGGAGGCUGCGAGCUAUGAGUUUAUUUUCCUGUAGCAUCAUGAGGGGCUGCUUCUAGUGUCUCAAGUUUGAGCAACACCGACAAACUUCUUCAUAGCCCAAAUACAACAAUUGCAAGGCCUUCAUUUGAUGGUUUGCAAUUACUGGAGAGGAUUACUGGUCAUCAAGUUGAAAUGAAAAGGGACCCCAGGGCUUAUAAGAUUAUAUUGGGAAGCUGAAUAAGCGGAGAUUGGUUUAGCUUGUGCUAUUGCAAGUCGAACUGAGGUUCACAGAUAUGACUUCUUGAUGAUCGAAAUGCUUGUUCAACUUCUUGCUCAAUCACAAACCAGCUAACAUAUUUCGAUCUAUGUUGGCUUCUUUAGCACCAACUGAAAAAUUGCAGACAUCUAAUGUAAUUUAGUUUUAGAUAUAUUUUUUUUGUCAUUUUUUUUAACUUCUUUCUUCGAUCAAGAAAGAGAUUAAACAGGGUAUGGUGCUAGGGUGCAAAGCCAGCAUCCGCUUUUCGGACUCUGUGGCCGAUGCAAGGCUUAUUGAUCAAAUGCAAAGGUUGUUAAUCUGGUGCUAUCUUUCUUUCUUAUUUUUAGUUGAUUUGGGUAUCAAUGGGCAAGAUGGUUCAAAGAAUUUGCUCUUAGUAGGGUGAAUCGUAGUUUAUAUUAGGCAUGUCAACGGAUCUGUGUAUUAUUCAGACUAGAUCCGUAUCAAACAUGUUUUUUGUUGAGUUUGGAUCAAAAUUUUUAAAUAUAGACCCUAUUCAAAUUUGGAC
Molecule: messenger RNA, 4938 nt
Organism: Coffea arabica (coffee)
Lineage: Eukaryota; Viridiplantae; Streptophyta; Magnoliopsida; Gentianales; Rubiaceae
Product: ETHYLENE INSENSITIVE 3-like 3 protein
Cellular component (GO): nucleus
Molecular function (GO): DNA-binding transcription factor activity; DNA binding
Source: RefSeq, a predicted model, not a curated record